UUUAUUGGCUUAAUGUGGACGAUAUACACCCUCAAGCGAAUUUAUUCAUAGGUAUCGGUAACUAUCAGUUUAAAUGUGCAUCACUGUUGAAACAUUCAGAUAGCAACUUUGUGUUAGACAAUGACAUGAGAAAAGAAAGAAACCGAAACUUCAUAAUAGUCUGUGAAUUUUUUUUUUUUUUGAUGAAUAGCCUACUAUUCGUUUUUGAUUUCGUCCUUUAAAUACAGCAGCAGCAUGAAUUUAAGAUGCAUAACAUUCUUCGAAAGACUUACAUUGAACAUCCUAUUGAAUUUCGUCAUACCAGAGCGAAUCACAGAAUGGCUUUUGAAAACGUCUUCGUGGUGUGUUGCCUCGUGCUGUGCUUCUGCUCGCCGGCUUUCUCGAUGCCAAUGAGGUGCAAAAUGAACGGACACCUGACACAAAUAAACAAACAACUGCUGCUCGAGCUGGGAGGUAAUCUUCCUGAGCAAUGCAAAAAUGAGAAUGUACAGGUUUCAGUGCCGCUGGAUGCCUAUGAGAUUACACAGGACUCACAGAUUGAAGACAUCAAGAUGACGAUUUAUGAAUCACUGAAACACAUCAACAUAAUUUUCAUGAAUGGGCAGAAGAAGCCUGCAACUUGGAAUAAGACUAAUUUGGAUAACUUUCAUAACAUCCUUAAUCGCCAGGUUCAAGGAGUAAGACAAUGUGUGGAGGUCGAUAACGGAACACCAUUUUCCGGUGAUGGGGAUUCACAGCCACAAGGCAGCCAUCUGAUGCUAAAGGCAUAUUUUGAGAAGCUGGAAAAUGUUUUAAAAGACAAGGAGCGGAGGCAUCAGGAAUCAUUGACGGCCAUGAUGGAGAGGAUGCACGGCCUGUUCCUGGAGGCUAAUCGCCUACCAAGGGUGAGGGUAGUGAAGAUGUCGCUGGAGGAUGACCCCGAGGCUUACUUAGUUGCCUUUGAAAGACAGGCAACUGCAGCUCAGUGGCCUCGGGAGUGGUGGGCUACCCAGUUGGGCCCCAAUUUGAUCGGAGAGGCCCAGGCAGUCUACCAAGCCCUGACACAUGAGCAAGCCCUGGUGUACGACCAGGGCUACUUCUCAUUGGCACCCCACGGGCGGCCUUCCUCCACACCAAUGGAGGGCGAGGUCGACCCCCAGCAGGGUGAGAACAGAGAACCUCCCCCCACUGCCAAACCAGCAGCGGGACAUACAAGCUCCAUGGGCGCCCUUUCACCCCACUUGCUACCGGUGCCAUGA
This is a messenger RNA of Acipenser ruthenus (sterlet), 1238 nucleotides long. RefSeq lists its product as uncharacterized. Bases 246 to 1238 code for a protein of 330 amino acids. Gene Ontology annotation, molecular function: cytokine receptor binding. The record is from RefSeq and is a predicted model, not a curated record. The transcript has 7 exons. Lineage: Eukaryota; Metazoa; Chordata; Actinopteri; Acipenseriformes; Acipenseridae. Gene Ontology annotation, cellular component: extracellular region. Gene Ontology annotation, biological process: defense response.